AAAUGGAUGUUAUCCUUUUUGAAAAAGAAUUUGUUUCACUGGAAUUCAACAACAGUAAAUGUGUUUCGGAAAACCUGGGUCGUAUUUUUAUCCAAUUUGAAAGUUUCGACACAAGGGGAUUUGUGUGUGCUUUAUCAAAUACCUUUGCCUGUCUCGGGUUAUUUGCGGACACGGGAUAUAUCAAAUGCCCUUUUUCAAGAGACAAAAGUGGUUUCAGUCUCUAUGGAACCGAUGAAAAUGAGUAUUGUAGGAAUCCAUAUUUCACAACCACAGAAUUUAAAAGGUUGUCUGUUACAUCAAAUGAUGAUGUCUGCACAGUGGCAUUCAAUGUCACUGCACUGGCCCACAGGAGAGAAAUAACUGUUACAUUAGAAUUGAUAGGCAAGGAGAGAAGCCAGACACAAGAGGAUAAACUUAGGAGAAAAAGAGGACAACAAACAAUAACAUUUUCUUUUCCUCUCCUGGAUGACAAAAUAAUAAAAUAUUAUUUGAAAGUUGUCAUAUGGUUGGAUAUAGAAUUCGAUGACAAGAUCCAAUUUACAAGUGUCUCAAUGUCACCAGGAUGCUUCAGGGGUAAAUGAAUUUAUCAUAUUAA
This is a messenger RNA of Saccostrea cuccullata (small rock oyster), 595 nucleotides long. RefSeq lists its product as uncharacterized. The record is from RefSeq and is a predicted model, not a curated record. NCBI's taxonomy places the organism in Eukaryota, Metazoa, Mollusca, Bivalvia, Ostreida, Ostreidae. The transcript has 5 exons. Bases 3 to 581 code for a protein of 192 amino acids.